GGACAAUACAGCGACACACUCAUGCUCACAAUGAAGGCAACAAUCACGAGUCUCUUGCUGGCGGUGGUGGUGGCACUCAGUGAGGCCAAGGUGGGUGCGCUGCGUCACGUGAGCACCGGCAAGUGUCCGACCAUCACCAACAAGCAGGACCUUGAAGUUGCCCCAUACCUUGGGAGAUGGUAUGAGAUCGAGCGAUUUGAAGCGAGGUUCGAAGAGGGCAUGGACUGUGUGCAUGUCGAUUACACUGAUUUGGGUGAGGGCGUGGUGGAGGUGCACAACAUGGCUCGCACUGCAGAGGGAGAGUUCUAUGACAUCAUCGGCACGGCGACUGUGCUGGAGCCCGGCGUGUUGCUAGUCGUGUUUAAUGAUGGCAUCCCUGCAGAGUACCACGUCCUGGACACAGACUACACUAACUUCACCGCCGUGUAUAACUGCGAGCAACUUGGAGAGCUCCGCUACCAGUUUGCUUGGAUCCUCGCCCGCCACACCACUCUCGACCAGAGCAUCUACGAGCACGCCCGCAAAGUGUUCGAGAACAAUGGCAUCGACGUGAGCCUCUUCAACCCCAUCCAUCAAGGCGAGGACUGCCCCUACUCGCCUUAGUUUCUUGUAGACAGUCUUGUAUUAUUCACCUCAUCUUCGCUUUCACGCCUGUAUUCAGAAACACUUCCCUCUCUCACCACGACAAUUUUCUAAGGCCUCAUAGACGACUAUCCGAGUUUUCAAGACAGUUUUUCCUCCUAAUUUACUUGCUAAUCUUGCCAAUCCAUCACCAGAACCAUAAAAAAAAGUUACCUGAAAAACACGAGAACCUUCAAGUAGAGCCUUUGGAAAACGGUGAUGGUGAGAGUGCAAAGCGUUUCAGAAUACAGGCAUCAGUCUUAUAAUGAAGAUUUUAUGAUUAUUUGGAUUGUUGUAAGAAUAGACGAAAUUUUUAAAGCAAUAAAUCACUCGGUCAGUAAGUUUAUAUGAGUGACCUCAAUAUUAUCUGCGUUUUAGAGACUCACGCACGUAACUAUGGAUGGCUAUUGCGCUUUCUCUUUCAAUUUGAGUAGAGUAAUGAUGAUCUUAUUGUUUCAUUGCUUCCCUUUCACGCUGGCUUGCUCUCCCUCAUGUUGUUACCCAAAUCAUCGAGUCAUGACUGCCAAUGUAGCAUAAAGUUUACGCACAUUAGAUUAAGAAACAACUGCCAAAUAAAUAAUUGCGUUACAGCUAUAUAAA
This is a messenger RNA of Portunus trituberculatus (swimming crab), 1221 nucleotides long. RefSeq names its product apolipoprotein D-like. The transcript is spliced from 6 exons. NCBI's taxonomy places the organism in Eukaryota, Metazoa, Arthropoda, Malacostraca, Decapoda, Portunidae. Gene Ontology annotation, molecular function: pigment binding. The coding region runs from base 22 to 603 and encodes 193 amino acids. The record is from RefSeq and is a predicted model, not a curated record.